Molecule: messenger RNA, 2718 nt
Organism: Bombus huntii
Lineage: Eukaryota; Metazoa; Arthropoda; Insecta; Hymenoptera; Apidae
Gene: Atg13
Product: autophagy-related protein 13
Exons: 5
Coding region: 852-2084 (410 amino acids)
Biological process (GO): mitophagy; protein localization to phagophore assembly site; piecemeal microautophagy of the nucleus
Cellular component (GO): phagophore assembly site; extrinsic component of membrane; Atg1/ULK1 kinase complex
Source: RefSeq, a predicted model, not a curated record
GUUGACAUUAUAUAAUAAUCUAUCCGGAAAUUAAAAAAAAAAUUAAUUUGCGAUCAAAAAAGUAAGAAAUAAUAACUUUUUAAUUUUUUACUAUAAUUUACAAAACUCUAUGCUUUAAUAGUGAUAGAUUUAUUUACCAGAUGUAAGGCGUAAAAUGAAAUAACAGUCAUUUUCUGAACGCGGCGUGCACUGUGGUUCGAAAUUUACUUUGAACUUUUAACAAGGAAGCGUUUAUUGUGUUUCUAUCUUUCUUGUAAAUGUAAAUUAUAUUUAAAAAGUUCAAUUUACAUUUGACUCGGCAAAUUCACGUAUGUUAUUCAUGUGAACGCUUCCUAUCUUAAGGUAAUUGCGACACGAAAUAAAAUCGAUCCACAGUGUGUCAUAAAAAUAGCGAAAUAAGAACUAUAUACUCGAUAGUUGCACGUAUUAUUCGAGACAAGCGAUAUUCAGGUUGAUCAGUCGAUUUGAGUAAAACUUUCGAAUUUGUCUCCAUAAUUGAUCAACAAUAAUCUAGAUUCUAGUUAACAGAAUCGAUCUAACUUGUAUCACCUGCCACGCAGCUGUACGCAACACAAUGCAACGAUAUGAUGUUUAUGCUGUUGUUAAAUUAUCGUUUUUUGGCUGGACUAUGUGCAUUAGCGAAUCAUAGAAAGAGGAGAAAUCGUUUGCCAAUCCGAGUGCGAUGGUUUACACGUGCGAGCGUCAGAAAGGAUUUUACCAUGUAGUUUCACAGACAAGAAGAGAUGCUUUGAUAUGUUCAAAAUUCUAUUCAGUUUAGUGGAAUUCGAUGUUUUUGAUUGGACAUCUGUGUUUCUUUGAAAGGAACUCCAUAAAAAAAUAACAGCGUUAAAAUGUCCACGUUAAAAUUGAGUACGCAGGACAAAAAGGACUUGGACAAGUUCACCAAAUUUUUGGCAUUAAAGGCUGCACAAAUCAUUGUGCAGUCGAGGUCAGGUGAAAAGGUUAGCACAAAGUGCAAGCCAAAUUCAUCUGGAACAGAUUGGUUCAACCUUGCUAUCCAUGAUCUACCAGAAGUUUUGGCCGAAGCUAAAAGAGUAUUAUGUGGAGAAAUAGUAAAUUCAACCAUACCUCUUUGCAUCGAAAUCUCAUUAAGAACUGUUGAAGGUGAUACAAUGGUUUUAGAAACAUGGAGUUUGGGUGUAUUGCCAGAGCAUAGUGAUCCUACCGUAAGAGUAACAUAUACGGUAUAUAAUAGAAUGGGUAUUUUACUCAAAUCGUUAUUAUCUGUAUCAAGAAUUACUCCAGCUUAUAAAUUAAGUAGAAGGCAAGGUCCGGAUUCCUAUGUUAUUUGUUAUAGGAUUUAUAUGGGAGAACCCCAGCUACAUACACUAGGUGAUAAUUACAAACAUGUUAGGGUAGGUCAGUUGUGUACACCAGUGGGGACAAUUCAUUUAUCAGUAUCAUAUAGGACAAAAAUGACUAUAUCUCCUACUCAUACUGGUCGUGAUUCAAUAAUGUUAAAAAGUGAUCAUUUCCAUUCUGACUUGAGUCCUCGUCAUGCUAGGUAUCAACAAAGCGAAGAAACGUCGAAAUCGCUUAGUGAUACUAUCAAGGUUGGAGCAUUUGUAGUCAAUAAGCCUGUCACUGUUAACGAAGAUGAUUUUGUUAUACCAGAUGUACCUUUUAGCUCUUUGCUAACUCCUAGACAAACCUCACCUCCUCCAGUCUCAGUGGCUGAGACCACAAGUACAAAGACUGCAACAACAAUCAUUGCUACGGAUAGCAGCAAUGGAAACAAUGAAAGACUUACAAAUGAUAACACAACGUCAAAGUGUAACUCUCAAAAUGGAUCGAGAAGGAGUAGUUGUUCAAUGACCAGUGCCAACGAUGAUUUUAUUAUGGUAGAUUUGAAGACUCCCUUCGCAAUAACAAACACCAAUAGCGAUUUAGGAGCAUUUUAUCGUGAGUGUCAAAGUGCACCCCAGCUUCAAGCUUUUAUGGAGGAAAGAACACUUGCAGAACAAGUAGGAGAUCUCACGAAACAGUUGGAAACAUUUGAAACAAAUAUGCGGCGGUAUGAGGAUAUUCUGUCGUCAUUAUGUCAAACAGAAAAUAAUAACUAAUAUCGAAAUCAAUGCAAUGUUAGGUGCUUCAACGAGAAAUGUUAAUAUAUACAACCAGCAUAUAGUGUCUCGUCAUAGAUUUAUGCGAUUCUCAUUACACGUAUCACAAUAUUUCAGCAAGAGCAUUUCAAUAAAAUUUUUAGCCAAAUGCUAUCACUGCUUGUGAUCACUUAUGAAAAAAAUUGGAUUUAAUACAAGAUUUAUCUAUAACGUAUAAAAAUAAAAAUAGUUCAUCUGUAUUGCCAAUGUAUGUAAUUUGGUAUGUGUGAUUUAUUGAUGUACAAUUUUUUUCUACAAUUUCUUUUUUUUUAUUAGUUCCUUUUAUCACUCCACCAAUAAUCAAAACAUUUUUAUUCAAAAUUAUUUUAAUUUACUUUUAUCGCAUAAAAACUAUAUUCUCAAAUUUAUUGUAAAUUAAGUGUAUUUUAUCUGUUGAGCGACUUAUUAAUAAUGCGAAUUGAUAAGCAGCGUAAAUGAUAAUUAGUUAAUAUAUUUUGAAACUUUAAUUUAUUGCUUGUACAUAGUGUAAAUUGUAUUUUAGUGUUAUAAUAUUGAUUGAUGACUAAGAAAGGAUUGUAUAACUUUUUCAUGUUUUAUUAUUCCAAUCACUUAAUAAAUCAGGCUGUGCUUGCAA